GUCCAAGAAAAUUAUGAAGAAAUAACUACUUCUGAAAAAGGACAUAGUAAUGGCUUCGAAAUAUCUUCAUUUGGUAUUGAAGUGAGAUCCAAACAAAAAUCUAUUUGUGAUUAUGUAAUACAAAAAAAUGGAAAUAAGAGAAGAUUCUUCGAAGCAU
Molecule: messenger RNA, 157 nt
Organism: Funneliformis mosseae
Lineage: Eukaryota; Fungi; Glomeromycota; Glomeromycetes; Glomerales; Glomeraceae
Source: the annotation of a GenBank genome assembly